Lactuca sativa (garden lettuce) is the source of this 2391-nucleotide messenger RNA. Its product is annotated as ATP-dependent DNA helicase RRM3-like. Lineage: Eukaryota; Viridiplantae; Streptophyta; Magnoliopsida; Asterales; Asteraceae. Gene Ontology annotation, molecular function: DNA helicase activity; ATP binding. Gene Ontology annotation, biological process: DNA repair; telomere maintenance. The record is from RefSeq and is a predicted model, not a curated record.
AUGCAACAGUUGGUGUUCCAUGGGGACAACUCGAUACUUGAAGUAUUAUCUAAUCCAUAUGCCAGCAUUACUACCCUGCUUGGGUGGUUUGAAAGCAAUUCAAGGGACCUUCAAGGGCACGAUUUGACAUAUCUGGAUUAUCCAAAAAAUUACAAAUGGGAUAAGUCAAGUAAGUCUUGGGGUCGGAGGGUUUACGAAUCAUCAAAAAUGGUAGGCCGCCUUGUAUUCGUACAUCCGACGUCUGGUGAGUUAUUCUACUUACGGAUGCUACUAUGUCACCAAAAAGGAUGUACAUCAUUUGAGGAUUUACGUACUGUUGCUGGUACUGUCUAUACAACUUUCAGGGCGGCCUGUAAUGCACUUAGAUUGAUAGGUGAUGAUAUCGAGUGGUUGACAUGUUUCACAGAAGCUUCAACAUGGGCAAAUACAUCACAGCUACGGUCACUUUUCUAUCAUCUACUGCUUUUCUGUGAGGUUAGCAAUCCGCUUUUGUUGUGGAACACUGCGUGCGAUAGGAUGAAAGAUGACUACUUACAUACCAUGAGAGCCGAAGUACCAGAUAAGACAAUUACCUCUGCUGCUGGGAUUGUUGAACAACAACUCCUUCAUGAUUUAGAUGACACGCUCCGUUCUGCCGUCCCAUCUAAAUCAAUGGCAGACUUUGGUCUUCCAGUUCCGUCAGCCAAUGUGAUUGGUGUUUUACGAAAUCGACUGCUAUUGGAAGAAAUGAGUUAUGAUAGGGAAGGACUACUGAAACAACACAAUGAUCUAUUACCAAAGCUGAACAAUGACCAACGACCAGUUUACAACAAAGUUGUUACUUCCAUAGAGAACGAAAAACAAAUACUAAUAUUUGUUUAUGGACACGGUGGUACUGGUAAAACAUUCUUAUGGACGACUAUUCUUUCCUAUCUGAGAUCGAUAGGGAAAAUCGUUUUGGCUGUUGCUGCAUCUGGAAUCACAUCGCUUUUGCUACCCUCUGGGACAACCGCACACUCAAGGUUCAAAAUACCUAUUGAUUUAAACAACAAAAAAUCAUGCGAUAUAAAAAAGCGCACCUUCCUUGGAGAUCUUAUGCAGCGUACAACACUGAUUAUCUGGGAUGAUGCGCCAAUGAGUGACAGAAGGUGCUUUGAAUUUUUGGACCGUUCACUUAGAGAUGUGCUAGACUACGAUGAAAAACUGUUUGGGGGCAUAUCAGUGCUUCUUGGUGGUGAUUUCCGCCAAACUCUUCCUGUUCUACCAAAAAGCACACGUUCUAAAAUUAUAGCACUAACUCUACCAAGUUCGUAUUUAUGGACAUAUUUUAUAAUUCAAUUUUUACAUACGAACAUGAGACUAGAAUCCUCUAACACAAUACCCCAUAGCUCAAUGACUUUAUCAGAAUUUGCCACAUGGCUGCUAGCUAUUAGUAAUGGACAUAUAGGUGUACUUGACAAAGACGACCCACGAGACUCAAAUUGGAUACAAAUUCCAUCUUCACUCCUGAUAUCACCUUCCCCUGAUUCCCUACAGACCUUAAUAGAUUUUGUGUAUGGGGAUGGUACACUUAAUCUACCGACUGCCACACCGCUUUCAGCAAGAGCAAUAGUUUGUCCUACAAAUGAUUCAACUGACGAGAUAAACGCUCACGUUUUGAAAAUGGUGACAACAGGUGCCAGGGUAUACAAUAACACAUACACUAUGCAUCCGAAUGGAAAACACACAUCUCAUUUGGAGGGCCUCUAUCCAAUAGAAUACCUAAACCAACUAAGCUUUCCAAGAAUACCACCACACGAGCUUCUACUUAAGGUAGACUAUCUGAUAAUGCUGUUAAGAAACAUAAAUCAGAGGGAAGGCUUAUGCAACGGUACCCGCAUGAUUGUUUCACAAUUGUUACCAAGUGUUAUUAAAGCGACAAUCAUAACUGGCACUUCCAUCAGAAAACGUGUAUACAUACCACGCAUAAAGUUCAUACAUAAGUCAUCAGAUCUGCCAUUCAUCUUCUCACGAAAACAGUUUCCAGUGAAAGUUUGUUACGCAAUGACUAUCAACAAGAGUCAAGGACAAUCACUACGUAAGAUUGGAAUAUAUUUGUCACAGCCCGUCUUUGCACACAGACAACUUUAUGUUGCCCUCUCCCGAGCAACAUCACCAGAUUCCAUAAAGAUACUAAUAAACAGCAGUGACACAACUAAAAACAACAAAACAAAAAAUGUUGUCUUCAAAGAUUUACUGCACAAAGUCACUUCAACCGAGGUCUACAGUAUCACUGCCUGUUAUACCUUUCAUCAGCGUUACUACUUUUCAUUUUAUUCAUAUGCUCUUCACUAUUUCAACACUUUUUACAUGUUUAUAAAGUUUUGUAUUUUCAUCCAAAUAUCUUGCUUACCUCCACACAUUUCUUUAUAA